Molecule: messenger RNA, 1943 nt
Organism: Mesitornis unicolor (brown roatelo)
Lineage: Eukaryota; Metazoa; Chordata; Aves; Mesitornithiformes; Mesitornithidae
Gene: LSG1
Product: large 60S subunit nuclear export GTPase 1
Exons: 12
Biological process (GO): ribosomal subunit export from nucleus
Cellular component (GO): cytosol
Molecular function (GO): GTP binding; GTPase activity
Source: RefSeq, a predicted model, not a curated record
ACACCUGGGUUUGGGUGACCACCUCUCCCUUCCUGCAGAGCGUCUGAACAUCCAGAUCGUGACCGGCCAGAGCCGCACUGGCCUGCUGACAGCCCAGGAGGCCCAGCGUGUCCGGCAGCUGCAUGAGGAGAACCAGCAGUUCCUGCGCAUCCCACGGAGGCCACGCUGGGAUAGGACAACCAGUGCAGAGGACUUGAAGCAAGCUGAGAGGGAGAGCUUUCUUGAGUGGCGGCGGCAGCUUGCCCACCUUGAGGAAGAAAAAAAGCUAAUUCUAACGCCGUUUGAGCGAAACUUGGAAUUUUGGCGUCAGCUUUGGAGAGUCAUUGAAAGAAGUGAUAUUGUAGUCCAGAUAGUAGAUGCUAGAAACCCCCUUCUGUUUAGAUGCCAAGAUCUGGAAAGUUACGUCAAGGAAGUCAGCAAUCACAAGGAGAACAUGAUCCUGAUAAACAAAGCAGAUUUGCUGAGUGAGGAGCAGCGGGCUGCUUGGGCACGGUUCUUUGAGAAAGAGGGCAUUAAGGUGGUGUUCUGGUCAGCUUUGGCAGAGUGCAAGCGGCUGUCUGGAGAAGCAAAGGAACUGGACCCUGAUGAUGUAGCAGAGGACCUGAGUGAUGCCGACGAUGAAAGCACCAGUCCAGAGGAAGACAACACAGAACAAGAGGGUGCAGAAGGCACGUGCACAGGCGGUGCUUUGCAAACUGUAAACCAAGCUCUGGCUAGUGAUGAUGACAGUAGUGAUGAAUAUGAAGACUGUGAAGAUGAUGAAGAGGAGGCCUGGCAAACCUGUUCUGAAGAUGAAGGUGGGAACAGAAUACAUGCUAUUGUCCCAGAGAGGAUGGAAAGCAGGACUGAUGGUGCUGCUGCAGUGCAGCACGUGGUGCAGGAGCAGAACAGGAACAUCAGGAGCUUCAGUCAUCUGGUACAGAGAAAUGAGUUGCUGGAGAUAUUCAAAACCAUGCACAAUGGACCAAGGGUGAAGAAUGGGGAAGUAAAUGUUGGGCUGGUGGGUUACCCUAAUGUUGGCAAAAGUUCAACCAUCAACACAAUCCUUGGAAAUAAGAAGGUGUCAGUGUCUGCUACACCAGGCCGUACCAAACACUUCCAGACCCUGUAUGUGGAGCCUGGCCUGUGCCUUUGUGAUUGCCCCGGUCUGGUUAUGCCAUCUUUCAUCUCUACCAAGGCAGAAAUGAUUUGUUCUGGAAUUUUGCCUAUAGACCAGAUGAGGGACCAUGUCCCACCCAUUUCUCUAAUAUCCUUUGCAUGGGCUUAUGUUUGCCAGCAUAUCCCACGAAACAUAUUGGAAGCAACCUAUGGAAUAAAUAUCAUAAGGCCAAGGGAAGAUGAGGAUCCGGAUCGAAAGCCAACAGCUGAAGAGCUGCUCACAGCAUACGGAUGUAUGAGAGGCUUUAUGACAGCGCAUGGACAGCCAGACCAGCCGAGGUCAGCUCGAUACGUGUUAAAAGACUAUGUCAGUGGGAAGCUGUUAUAUUGCCAUCCACCUCCUGGCAUUGACCCAAAUGACUUUCAGCACCAGCAUCAAAGAUGCCCAGAGAGCAGAAUUGUGCAGGCCAGCGGACAGGUGAAGCCUGAGAAGAAUACCAAAGCGAAACAAAUUGAAAAUGUGGUAGACAAAACAUUUUUCCACCAGGAGAACGUUCGUGCCCUGAUGAAAGGGGUCCGGGCUGCGAUGGGAUACCGGCCCGGCAGUGGCCUCGUGCCUGUGACUACACCCAGUCCUGGGAAUGUGGUAGGAAAGCCCUGGAAAAAACAUGGAAACAGGAACAAGAAGGAGAAAAUUCGCAGGAUCACUAAGCACCUGGAGGCUUAGCUGUGGCAUGGCUCUCUGGCAGGUCCAGUGCAAGGACCACACUGUCCUGCAGGCCUGAACUGAGGGGGGAAAUAAAAGGAUAAGUGGGCACUGCUAGCUCACCAAGGAGCUCCGUGCU